Messenger RNA from Aspergillus calidoustus, 1986 nucleotides. The record is from the annotation of a GenBank genome assembly. Lineage: Eukaryota; Fungi; Ascomycota; Eurotiomycetes; Eurotiales; Aspergillaceae.
CUCCAACCUCGACGAUCUCCCAACCCACUGCAAGAUGGUCCAUUUUCCUGCCGAAAUAGUCGAGCAGAUUGUCGAAUACAUCCAAAGAUCAGAACAAAGCGCAUCCCAUCCGUAUAAGAAAUGCAAAAUCCUCCCGUACGCGGUCGUUGCACGGCAAUGGCAGGUCGCCGUCGAGCGCCUCCUCUGGCAGGAAGUUGCACUCAACACGAGCAUCUCACUCGCACAGCUGAAGGAGUGGACGUCUGGCGAUGCAUACCGCUGCGCGCGGCCUGGCUAUAUUCGGCAUUUAAUCUCCAUGUGGCCUAAUCUUGGAUGCUAUAAUUGGGGGAAGAAGGAUGAGCAAGAUGAUCAUAUCGUGCAAGCGAACCGGUAUGCGGAGUGGUAUGAUGAGCAGCACCACAAAUAUCUCCUCGACCUGUUUAACCUCCUUGCUUCGUGGAAAGACCAGAACGCGAGUAUGCGGCUGUCCCUUCGACUGGACGGCGACGAGCGUAUUGAGCACGAACCACAACCGGAGGAAGAUGUGACGAGGGCAGAGUGGGAGGAUAUGACUCUCGACCAGCUCUGGCAGAAGGGUCUCGCGGCGUAUCCGCCGCGUCUGACGGAGAAGUUUGUCACGGAGUUGCCCACUCUGCCGUACAUCACCUCCUUUGCAGUGUACAAUCCUGAGGACAGCGAUCAUCGGCCGUCGGCCUUCUUCCUCUUGUUGACUCGGUUUCCUAACGUGCGGCGUAUUUAUGGCGGGGAGGGCGGAUCGGUUCUAACAGAAUCGCUGCGGGCUUUGGUGGCGCAGAGACAAGACUUGAUCGACCACCUCUCGCUGGUACCGGAAUUGGUGGAAAAAUUCAAAUACGAGAUAGACUCUGCCCGAGAGUUGGCACGCAAUCCCGCAACCAACGCUACGAACUAUCUUAGCCCACGCGGCCUGGAUGAGCUAUCAAUUGGCUUUCGAACUCUUAGUAUGAGACUGCGGAAACUGAAACUCGAGUUUGUUCGAAUCAGUAGUGCAUUAUUCUGGCCUGGGGGUGGAGAAGAGGACUACGACACGACUUGCCUCCAUUGGCCGAAACUAGAGGAGCUCGUUGUCUUGGGAGUCCCUCCGUAUACAGCUGAUGGAAAAUGGAUCCUCGACAACGACGCCGGCAGAUGGCACCAUAUAUCGCUCGAGGAGCUUGAAGCCGACCCCGAUCAAGGCUGGGAUUAUGACACAGGUCACUACGGAUACCGGGAUAUAAUGAGACGAGACGCGGCGGACGAAAUGUAUUCAUCCAUGGGCCGUGCCGCACGGAGAAUGCCUCGCUUGCGGAGACUGGAGUUCUCGUUCCGCGCAGAGACUGGAGAGUGCGGGCCCACGGAGAGGUUGGAGUUCGAAAGGGACUUGAGCACGGGGAAGAGCCGGCUCCAGAUCGCGACGGGCUGCUGGUAUUUAAUCGGGGAGAAGGUUAUAUUGGCUUGGGGGUCGCAGGGCAAGCUGGCACCACAAAGCGUCGCCCCUGAGUGUCGGGGGCGUCUUACACAUAAGGAUGAGCGGGACGGAUCCGUGGCACUGGUACACAGGAAGAAGAAGACGAAGAAGCCAUCUUGUCACGAUGGGGCUUGUUCUGUCGAGUUUGAAAAGUGGCCAUGAGGGUUGCAUGGUUAGCAAUAUUAUGGCUGUUGAUUUGCCAGGAUAAUGACUGAAUUUAAUCACGAUCCCGCAAAGACGCCUCUCAAUCCACACUUUGCGCCUCUUCCUGGAAAUCUUCCUUCUGCACCGAGACCUCAAAGGCUAGAAGCGCGCAUCCCCUACACUGAAGAAGAUGUCCAGACUUCGGGCACCGUGCGUAUCCCUUGCGCAUAGAAUGGCCAUAUGGUAUCCCCUAAAUCUUGGCGUGACGCCCUUUGUCAAGCCGCUGUUGGCCAUUCGCGUCCCAGAGUUUGCUGGGGGCAUCUCGCCCAAAAUGUCGUUGGAGGGUAUGGAACGUACAACUACAAGUGUAGAUGAGG